CAGUACAUUGACUGCUCCUUUAGACUUCCGGAUUGUGAUUUCACGUGUAUUAUGCCAUGUUGAAGUGUUCGUUUUGUUUACAAUCUUAGGAAGCAAUUGGAUGUAUGAAGAGAGAUAUAAUGAAAUUUGUAGUGAAAAGUGUUACAAAUGGGAGCUGUCGUUUGGGUACAAUUGAGAACAUCGGAAGAUUCCAGAAGACAGUGGAAACGCCAAUGUGUAUGUUGUACACAAGAGGAGGCAGUGCUCCCCAUCUGACCCGAGACAUGCUACACAAGAUACAGGAUCUCCCUCCAGUUGCUAAUAUGGCUGUCAGCAUGGUAGCUGAACACCAUGAAGCACUUAAAGAAUAUGGUCAGGGGAUGGCCAGAUUUGCAGCUAUGCAGGAGUUUCUGGUGUACACAUCUCUGCAUGACACAAAUGUAGAGAUUCCAUCUGGGUACAACGAGAAGGGUGGAAGCGCAGUGUGGACGAAAGGUGGCAAGAUGAAGAUUGAUGUGGAUCUGUAUAUGAAGAUACAGUCGGCAGUCCAGCCAGACUGGUGCCAGGCCCUCUGUGAUCAUGACACAAAUGCUGAGUCAUCAAGAAAACGGGCAGUGAAAUCUGUAGACAGAACAUUAUCAUUCCUGGAUCAAAUAUUACAAAAACAGUCCAAUUAUGAGAGGCUGAAGAACACUGAGGUGUUUGGGGUGUUGGAGGGAGGCUGGAACGUAGCGGAGAGAGAACGGUCAGCAAAGGAAACAGCAGCCAGGUCGGUCGCAGGUUUUGUUAUUGAAGGAUUUCACAGUCUCGGCCCUUCAUCUGAAACUUUCAAGAUGUCCGACAUUGAAGAAAUAUUGCAGAAAACACUGAACCACCUCCCAGACGACAAACCAAGACUCAUGCAGUCAAUAUGGCCGCCAGAUGAAGUUCUUCAUGCAGUACAACGUGGUAUUGAUGUUUUUGAUAGCUGCUACCCCUACACAGUGACUGAGAGGGGAGGAGCCUUGAUAUUCCAGUACGACCACCACCAACCAGUGCAUCCGGAGUCUGCGGGGGACACCGUCACAAGUACAGGAUACGAGAUCUCCUUGAAAGACAAAGUUUACCAUGACGACUUCUCCCCGAUACUGAAGGGCUGUCCCUGUUAUACCUGUCAGAAGUUCACUAAAUCCUACGUCAACCAUCUCCUCAACACUUCAGAGCUUCUGGCUGGUGUGUUGCUAAUGAUACACAACUUUCAUCACUACUUCCAGUUUUUCAAGACAAUCAGACAGAGUCUAGAGGAAGGAAUGUUCGAAUCUCUGAAAGAUCUCAUCCUCAAACAGAAAAGUUGAUAUCAACUGUAGAUUAAUAAAUCAAUUUUAUGUCA
This is a messenger RNA of Haliotis rubra (blacklip abalone), 1348 nucleotides long. Its product is annotated as queuine tRNA-ribosyltransferase accessory subunit 2-like. Gene Ontology annotation, molecular function: tRNA-guanosine(34) queuine transglycosylase activity. The record is from RefSeq and is a predicted model, not a curated record. The coding region runs from base 105 to 1313 and encodes 402 amino acids. Lineage: Eukaryota; Metazoa; Mollusca; Gastropoda; Lepetellida; Haliotidae. The transcript is spliced from 12 exons.